Molecule: messenger RNA, 3611 nt
Organism: Branchiostoma floridae (Florida lancelet)
Lineage: Eukaryota; Metazoa; Chordata; Leptocardii; Amphioxiformes; Branchiostomatidae
Exons: 6
Coding region: 151-2313 (720 amino acids)
Source: RefSeq, a predicted model, not a curated record
UUGAGACGUUAGGUCACGGCAACUUGGCAGCGAAAACAUAUUUGCAUGGUCCGGUAGUGGUAGGCGUGUUAGCUUUUAACGAGCAACUUGUGAACUUACCGCUAAACUAGCGACAUAAACCGAGGAAUUCAUACAACUCAAGUCUUCAAAAUGGUGGUCGGUGACAAGAGGAACGGAUUGCGAGCGGUUUUCGUCGCCUUUCUUGCUGUUUUGACGGUCCAGUGUGUGCAUAGUUAUACCACAACAGAACGAAUAACUACCCAGACACAGACUGCGAUGCAAACAACGAGCAUUACGGACAAAAUUACCACAAUGCCAAUAACGGUCAAACCACCGCCAGAUUCUGUUUGCGACAGCAAUUGGAACUGUUCACAAACAGAGUACUGUGAGUUGAGAAGUCCAAACGUUUCCGGAAGUUGUGAGUCAUGUCAUGACAGUUGUGGACGUUGUUCUGGCCCAGAGAAUAAAGAUUGUACAAGUUGUAAUAUAUCUAGCUUUAUCGUGCAAGACGUUGUUUACGACAGUGAAGCAACGACCCCUAUUGGAACAAAUACGACGGAACAGACAACCGCUGAAACAGCAGCGACCGUUGGACCGACCACGGUAAUAGCUACCCUUUCUCGGACUCUGACGUUUGGACUUACAACUACGUCACAAUCACCUGACGUCACUGAUAAUGCUACGUCAUCGUCAACGCAUCCAAACGCUACAUCGGCGACCGCCACAAGUUCAACAGAAAAGCCAAUAACCGAACCGGCGGGCUACUCGAUAAAACUCGAAUGCGUCGACGAAUGCCCAAGCGACUUGGAACCACCUUGGAGUAACUCUAAGCUAUGCUGCCACGUCCAAUGUAAAGAUAAAGGAUGCUACGGUAGCUCUGGUAGCAGCUGUUGCCAUGACAAGUGUACAACCGGUUGCUAUGGCGACGGGAGUGAGAGAUGCUGCCAUGAGAAUUGCAACCCGGACUAUGGAUGCGAUCACAAUGGUCAAUGUCGCGUUAUUACAUCAACAAAAGGGAUAGUGUUACUCCCAUGGCAUUGGGCACUGAUAGGUACAGGUGGUGGCAUUGUCGUGACGGGUGGCAUUAUAGGCAUCAUCUGCUGUUGUAUCAGACGGAGGCGAAGGGAACCGCGGGAGGAGACCGACGAAGGGGAAGAAAACAUUGGGAUGAAGAAGAGAAAGUCCAAGAAAAGGAAGAGAAACAGCUACGUUCCUGGCCCGAAUAGUGUGAGAAAUCCGGAGAUGAACCAGGACGGCCCGUAUGCAAAUGAGGAGUACGUCGACCACGCCGGAUUGGCCAAUCCAGCCCACCAACAAGAUGACGCCUACGAUGACGUCAAUGUGAAUGCUGACGUGUACGUCGAACCACAGCCGGACCAGUUCAAUCCGGGAUCUACUGAUGACGACAUCUACGAUCAGCCGCCUCUGGAAGAACUGAACCAUCACCAGGGCGCGGCCAACUACGGUUACCAUGACGACGCGCUUGCGCAGCAGGACGCCGUGUAUGGGAACGACCCGAAUCAGUUUUCAGGUGACCAGUAUCCGGUUUCAGGUGACCAGUAUCCGGUUUCAGGUGACCAGUAUCCGGUUUCAGGUGACCAGUAUCCGGUUUCAGGUGACCAGUAUCCGGUUUCAGAUGACCAGUAUCCGGUAUCAGGUGACCAGUAUCCGGUUUCAGGUGACCAGUAUCCGGCUUCAGGAGACGCCGGACAAUCCGGAUUCGAGACAGCCGAACCGGUCUACCAAAAUACCGGUUUCGCGGCGCAGUCAAAUGUAACACAAGAAGACCCAUCGAUGUAUCAGAACUUUGAAGAAUCUAACCCGCAACCCUUGUCACACGAGGACCCACACCUGUACUACGACUACACAGCACAACAUGACCCAGUACACGACUUCCCUCCCCCUCCGGACUGCGAUGAUGAACAGUUUCCUUCCAUAGCCUCCAUGGACAGUAUGCCCUCGCUCGACCCUCCCCCAGCCCCAGAAGAUACCCCUAGUCACUUCCAAACUUCCCAACUUCCCCCUUCCCUACCCCCUGCAGAUCUCCCCAGUCUUCCCCCACCCCCACCACCCACACAAACGCCUCUAACUCAGUCCCCGCACCACACAGCGUCUCCACACGGUACUGCAGGAGGGAGGAAGAAGACGAGAAAAGUGCCGCCCCCACCGCCGGCCGGGCCCCGACCGGAGUCCGCCAGGAGAGCACAAAGACCGCCACGCGUCCAGGUGAGAAACAGAAGACAACAAGAACCGGCCGCGGAAAUCUACGGUUACGAAAACGACCAAAGCGAAGUCUAUGGUUACGACAAUUAGUGCAACAACGCCCCCUGUCGGCCCUUCCUGGUGUGCAAUCUGUGCGUUUCAGUUGGAUGAAAAUAAACAAUAAGAAAUUCCGUAUGCCGUCAUGUAAAAACGUUGUCACCUGGACAACUGGACAGUUGACUACAAAUUGGAAGGGCUCAUGACGACGAUUUAAAUGUACAAACCAUAAGUUGUUCCCCUAUACACAAUGUAUUCAUGUUUGUUACAUAUAACAGUUAGGAUGUUACAUGUAUCCCCAGAGAUGGAUUAAAAAGGUAGUCAGACUAACAAUACGUAAAAUGUGUAUAUUUCUGUACAUACUUAUAUUCAUUUGAAUAUGUCACACCUCUACUAUAAGGAAUGUGUAAGUUAUACGCAAGAAAUAUGGAAGACACUGAUAUUUACUAAACGUGUAUGUAAAUGUAUUAUGCUUCUAACCUUGAACCUAUAACUAGAAGAAUUAGAACUUCAUUGAGUGACAGUUGUAACAGGUACAAUGUAUGACAUUUGUACGUACAUGUUAAGAUACAUGUAUUGCUAAUAUCAAUUGUCAUAUAGAAAAACGACUGUUAGAAAGUCAGUCUUGUGUACAAAUAUAUGACUGUUUUAUCCAUGUGAACUAGUGGAUUUAUACUUAUGUCUGCAAUAUGACAAAAAAGAGGACAAUUUUGGUGUCACCUUUAACAGGGUGCAGAACUGUACUAUACGUAAAGAAAGAAAUAUCAGAGAUAUCUGAUAAACGCCUUGUAUAACCUGUUAUUUUGGUUAACGUAAAGUUACUAUCUUCAGCAGAACUCGUAUCACAUCUGCUGUGUGUAUUUUUGUAUAUCAAUAUAAUCAUAUAAUGGAAAACACAAGUUACCAUACGGUAUGUGUCAAGAGGUUGCAUGCAAUUCAUUCUUCAGAUGAAAGUAUACGAUAUAUAUUGGUUUGAUAUCUGUAUUAGUGAUUAUAAGUAACAGUUAGUCGUGUAAUAUCUUAGUUGGAAGAUUACUGUGUCAAACAUAAAAUUAUUCAAAAAUGUUUUUAUUGAAAUAAAAGUGCCAUAACUCUCCACAGAGAUGUUGUCAUGAAGAAAAGUGAAAGAGGCAUUAGAAUGAUUCAAGAAACUGAAUGGAUUAGAAAUAGUUUUGUAGAUCAAAACUCACUUAAGUGAUGCCCAAAACAAAGUGUCAUUGCACGUAUAUAUAGAAAGGCGUUCGUAAGAAAGAAAACUGAAUGUCUAAACUCCGGAGAAAAUCAGAAUAUCACCGCUUGUUGGGACCCAUUUACUUAUAGUUUUAGAUUAUUUUCUGUUCGACUUUCCCUCU